Molecule: messenger RNA, 1377 nt
Organism: Botrytis cinerea B05.10
Lineage: Eukaryota; Fungi; Ascomycota; Leotiomycetes; Helotiales; Sclerotiniaceae
Exons: 1
Coding region: 245-601 (118 amino acids)
Source: RefSeq, a predicted model, not a curated record
CCAUCAUUAGAGCUCUGCGGCAUCUUGUACUUUGCUACAUUUCCAGGCCAUUCAUCACUGUCAAUUCUGUUUGAAUUACGAUUUUAGUCCCUCGUUGCUGGUGCGGAAAUACUCCAGUAUUUGCGGUUGCUUUUGCUAUGUGGAGCGAUAAAUAAAUACAACUUUACUUAUAGCCUUGCAAACAUCAGAAGACCAAAGACAACCUCUACCUUUCAGCACUAAUUGCAUUUUUACAAAGACAAAAAUGGCCAAAUUAAAGAAACCCCGAGCAAGUCGGCCACGAAAGUCGACGUCUCUUACCACCUUCACCUUGUUUUUGAAGCUUGUCCCAGAGCUUCGGUCAAUGAUCUGGGAGCUAGCGAGUUUCCAAGACCCCAGAAAUAUCAGUAUUGGGAAAUAUCCGAUUUUCGUGAGACAGGCAGGCCACCCACCAUGGUGUGAAGAGUUUGGAUAUAAGUGCACAAGCACUGUACCGGCAGUCCUUCGUACUUGCAUGCAAGCUCGUACUGAAGGAUUGAAGCAUUACAAGCUGUUGGAAUGGGUUCCGAAAUUUUUGAAGGGAAAAUUGCGACUCGUUAACGUACAUAAACUGGGAUGUUGACAGGAUUGUCAUAAACGACGUCGAAGAUUUUUGGGCCAAUAGUCGGAUUCACUCUUAUGAUGGGAAUGUAGAGACAGGUCCCGUCCUGAAACUUCAUGAUUGUGACCGGAGUUCUGCAUACGAUCUUGCCCAGAAAUUUAUUGAUAAUGGCUUGAAGUUUUUGGCGGUCGAUACAGGAAAUGAUGAGGAUAAGUUCGAAGUGUAUUUCGAGGCCAUCUAUCCCUGGGGAUGUCUGGUAGAAGAACAAAUCUUCUUCAGUUCUAGACAGAAGAUGUUCAACUCUCAAUUUGACCGGCGCAAAGGGGGCGUCAGACGGAUAUUGCCAUGGAGUGCUUUUCGUAUGAAAAAAGCACGAGAUUCUUCGAAUAAUGCCACAAUAUCUAAUUCAUGUUUAGCUGCCAUGUUUGAAAUUCAUGGAGAGAAUCGAGGCUGUAUACCGCCACAAGAUGGGCAAGUCUCGCAGACGGCUGGACAAACAUGGCCGACGAUUAUAUCACCAAUGAGGUUCAGAAUUAGCCUGGCUAGAGAUAGGUAUUCUUUGAGAUGAAGGAGCAAUGUGGUUUGAUGGACAAUGGGGUUUUAGCGUAUCAUGCGGAUUAAUUAGGAUAAUGACAUUAAGAUAUUAAAAGGACAGAAAAUGAAGACUCGUCUUGAUAUGGCAGCGACUAUGCUCGCCACACUACCACCAAUGGAGAUAUUCAUCACAACGAAAAGAGGUGCAAUUCUAGCACUACCGGAAGCGAUCAAUGGCUUCCUAUUUCACUCCUUUGAAUAAU